GCUUCCUUUUGGGGUGUCUUGGGGAACCCUGGGUUCUGGUUGCUCCCAUUUCAAGUCGAUGCCCACGUGCCAGUGGCUUCCAUGAAGUUCCAGACCUGGGCAACCACCUCCUGCUGCCUGAGUUCUGGACCCAGAGUGAAGGUCCACGCCCAGAAGUGUUAGCCCACCUGGAACGGAAUGUUACAGUGACUUUUUAAAUGAAGACUUUGAUGUAAAGACUUACACUUCCCAGUCUAUUCAUCAAGCUGUAAUUGCUGAACAACUAGCAAAACUUGCUCAAGGGAUCAGUCAGUUGGAUAAAGAACUACACCUCCAGGUUGUUGCAAGACAUGAAGACUUACUGGCACAAGCUACUGGGAUUGAGUCUUUGGAAGGUGUUCUUCAAAUGGUGCAGGCGAGAACUGGAGCUUUGCAGGGAGCUGUUGAUAGGAUGAAAGCAAAGAUUGUUGAGCCAUACAAUAAAAUAGUAGCCCGAACUGCUCAACUGGCAAGACUUCAGGUUGCCUGUGAUUUGCUUCGGAGAAUUAUUCGCAUCUUGUAUCUCAGUAAGAGACUCCAAGGACAGCUGCAGGGGGGAAGCAGAGAGAUAACGAAAGCUGCUCAGAGUCUCAAUGAACUUGAUUAUCUGUCUCAAGUAAUUGAUCUUUCGGGAAUAGAAGUAAUAGAAAAUGAUCUGCUUUUUAUUGCAAGAGCUCGACUUGAAGUGGAAAACCAAGCUAAGCGCCUACUGGAACAGGGUGUAGAGACACAGAAUCCAACUCAAGUCGGAACAGCUCUUCAGGUUUUCCACAAUCUUGGAACUUUGAAGGAUACAAUCACAAGUGUCAUGGAUGGAUACUGCGCUACUUUAGAAGAAAAUAUCAACAGUGCAUUAGACAUCAAAGUUUUGACUCAGCCUUCUCAGUCAGCUGUGAGAGGUGGUCCUGGACGAUCCACUAUGCCAGCUCCAGGAAACACUGCGGCCUUUCGUGCUUCCCUUUGGACCAACAUGGAGAAGCUUAUGGACCAUAUUUGUGCUGCCUGUGGACAGGUACAGCAUCUACAGAAAGUCCUAACUAAGAAGAGGGACCCUGUUUCUCACAUUUGCUUUAUUGAAGAAAUAGUUAAGGAUGGACAGCCUGAAAUUUUAUACACAUUUUGGAAUUCAGUGACUCAGGCACUUUCUUCUCAAUUUCAUGCAGCCACAAACUCUUCUAUGUUUUUGAAACAGGCCUUUGAAGGAGAAUACCCUAAACUAUUGCGUCUUUAUAAUGAUUUAUGGAAGCGUCUUCAACAAUACAGUCAGAAUAUUCAAGGAAAUUUUAAUGCAAGUGGAAAUGCUGACGUCUGUGUUGACCUCCAACACAUGGAAGAUGACAUGCAAGAUAUAUUCAUCCCAAAAAAGCCUGAUUAUGAUCCUGAAAAGGCUUUAAAAGACUCACUACAACCUUAUGAGGCUGCUUAUCUCUCAAAAUCCUUAUCGAGGCUCUUUGAUCCCAUCAACUUAGUUUUUCCCCCUGGUGGACAUAAUCCUCCCUCCUCUGAUGAACUGGACGGCAUCAUUAAAACUAUUGCAAGUGAACUGAAUGUAGCUGCUGUUGAUGCAAACCUCACAUUAGCUGUGUCAAAAAAUGUGGCAAAGACCAUCCAGUUGUAUGGUGUAAAAUCAGAGCAGCUUCUGUCUACACAAGGAGAUGCAAGUCAGGUGAUCGGGCCUCUUACUGAAGGACAAAAGAGAAAUGUGGCAGUAGUGAAUUCACUGUAUAAAUUGUACCAGUCAAUAACAAAGGUGGUGGCCAGUCAGAGCUCAUUCCCACCAGCAGCUGAGCAAACCAUAACUUCCGCCCUGAAGACAAUUCAUGGUCUCAUGGGGAACGCUGUGCAGCCCUUACUGACUUCGGUGGGAGACGCAAUAGAGGCCAUAAUCAUCACCAUGCAUCAAGAAGAUUUUUCUGGGUCAUUACCCAGCUCAGGAAAGCCCGAUGUUCCUUGUUCUCUGUACAUGAAGGAGCUACAAGGGUUCAUUGCCCGAGUCAUGAGUGACUACUUUAAGCACUUUGAAUGCUUGGAUUUUGUCUUUGACAACACUGAAGCUAUUGCCCAAAGAGCAAUUGAACUUUUUAUCCGUAAUGCCAGUCUUAUAAGACCUCUUGGUGAGGGUGGGAAACUUCGACUUGCUGCUGAUUUUGCCCAGAUGGAGUUGGCUGUGGGCCCAUUUUGCAGACGAGUAUCUGAUUUGGGAAAGUCCUAUCGAAUGCUGAGGUCAUUCAGACCACUACUCUUCCAGACAAGUGAUCAUGUGGCCAACAGUCCAGCCUUGGGAGAUAUCAUUCCAUUCAGCAUCAUUAUUCAGUUUCUGUUCACAAGAGCACCUGCUGAGCUGAAAUCCCCUUUCCAGAGGGCAGAGUGGUCCCAUGCACGCUUCUCCCAAUGGCUGGACGAUCAUCCCUCUGAAAAGGACAGGCUCCUCCUCCUCAGGGGAGCCCUGGAAGCUUAUGUCCAAUCAGUGAGAAGUAGAGAAGGCAAAGAAUUUGCACCAGUUUAUCCAGUCAUGGUGCAGCUCCUUCAGAAAGCCAUGUCUUCUCUUCAGUGACAUGAAAGAACUCGUCUGAUAAAGAGCAAUUAUUUAAAAUUGUAGUUUCCUUCAUCAUCUUUUUCUGUUUACUUCUACUUUAAAAUGUCAAAAUGGGUUCAUCAGCACAACCUUGAAAUUCUACAGACUUGAUUUUAUUCAGUAAAACAUCCUCCCUAUUCCUUCUGGAUCUUUUCAUUUUGAGGCAAGCUAAAAUUUUUCUUCAUUCACACACCAUGUCCCUAAUGUUUUUAAAGGGAUUGGAUCAAGUUACUCUGCUUUCUUUGACUUGCUUUUCUCUUUACUAGAUAGUCCCAUGAUUCCCAACUGGAUGCAAAUUCACAUCACCAGCCAAGUUUUUAAAAAUUCUGAUCCAUAAAUUCCACCUCUACUUAAUACACAUCUAGUAGAAGAAGUUGAAACAUGAUUAUUUUUAAGAAUAUAUCUCUAAAGUAAUACUAAUCUGCAGCAAGGUUGAAUGGCUAUGGUAGAACUCUAAGACAAUAGUGGUUAAUGUUCUCUAAAUGUCAUACUGUAUCUUUAAAUGAAGCAAGGGUUUCUUUAUGCUAACUAUAUCAUUUUAUUAGACACUGGGGGCUUUGGAACAAAGACAAGUUAAAAAUAAAAGUCUUCUGCAAAGCUUCUCUAUAAAUAGCAAUAGCAAUGUUAAUCUUUUAUAUUUCUAUUGUUUUUACUCCACUUUGUAUUUUUGUAAGUCCCACCAGAAACCACCUAAUUGUAAAAAUCAAAUCUUCAGUCAAGAAUUUACUUUGUUUUCCA
Messenger RNA from Jaculus jaculus (lesser Egyptian jerboa), 3331 nucleotides. It is a transcript of the gene Cog5, whose product is annotated as component of oligomeric golgi complex 5. The transcript is spliced from 22 exons. The record is from RefSeq and is a predicted model, not a curated record. Gene Ontology annotation, cellular component: COG complex. Gene Ontology annotation, biological process: intra-Golgi vesicle-mediated transport. Bases 386 to 2572 code for a protein of 728 amino acids. NCBI's taxonomy places the organism in Eukaryota, Metazoa, Chordata, Mammalia, Rodentia, Dipodidae.